Molecule: messenger RNA, 2129 nt
Organism: Perca fluviatilis (European perch)
Lineage: Eukaryota; Metazoa; Chordata; Actinopteri; Perciformes; Percidae
Product: TOG array regulator of axonemal microtubules protein 1-like
Exons: 6
Coding region: 1-1302 (433 amino acids)
Biological process (GO): microtubule cytoskeleton organization
Cellular component (GO): cilium; cytoplasmic microtubule
Molecular function (GO): microtubule binding
Source: RefSeq, a predicted model, not a curated record
AUGGCACCCAAGUUUCCAGAUCGUCCAACAAAAGCUGUCCCACCCAACAGCAAAAGACCUCACAGUGGGACCCCGGCGAAAAGGACCUCGUCGUGGGUUCUUGGUGGUGGCACCAAGGUUCCAGCACCUCCAUCAGAAGCUGCCCCGUCCAACAGAAUCGGACUUCUACAUGAGACCCCGGAGGUGACGCCCAAAGUUCCAGCACCACCUUCAGAAGCUGCCCCGGUCAACAGAAAAGGACCUUGUCAUGGGACCCCGGCGGUGACGCCCAAAGUUCCAGCACCACCUUCAGAAGCUGCCCCGCCCAAUAGAAAAGGACCUCGCCGUGGGUUCUUGGUGGUGGCACCCAAGGUUCCAGCACCUCCAUCAGAAGCUGCCCCAUCCAACAGAAUCAGACUUCUACAUGAGACCCCGGAGGUGACGCCCAAAGUUCCAGCACCACCUUCAGAAGCUGCCCCGGCCAACAGAAAAGGACCUUGUCAUGGGACCCCGGCGGUGACGCCCAAAGUUCCAGCACCACCUUCAGAAGCUGCCGCGGCCAACAGAAAAGGACCUCGCCGUGGGACAAAAUGCCACCCAAAGGCUGUCGCAGAUCAGGAAGAUCUCCAGCCUUUGGUCGACCCUGCAAAGAGCCUGUCCCUCUGCUUCACCCAGCUGACCUCAGAUAACUGGGAGAAGAACCUCGAUGGAUUGAAAUCUGUUCGAGCUCUGGCACGACACCAUCCAGAAGUCCUGCAGACCAACCUGCAUGAAGUCUGCCUGCUCCUCACAGAAGCGGUGAAUAACCUGCGCUCUGCUGUGGCCUAUGAGGCAAUGGGCACCGUAGCAGAGCUCCAUGCCCACCUGGGGAGGGCCAUGGACACUGAGGCCCAGUGGACAGGCCGUGUCCUGCUGCUAAAGUUGGCAAAGACAACCAACUCCUUCCUUCAACAGCAGGCUAACCUCGCCCUGGAUGCGCUGGUAGAGGGCUGCAGCCCUGGUAGAAUAAUAAAUGUUCUCCUCGACACAGGGUUGAGCCACCGUUGUGUUGCAGUGAGGGCCAGCACAGCCGAGCACCUCCACCAGCUGGCGGACAUCGUUGGAGAGGAUCAGAUCCUGACAGCAGGGAAGAUCUUCACAGAGCGUUUCCUUGUUGCUGUCAGUAAGAUGGCGGUGGAUCCUGCACAAGAAGUCAGGCACUACGGACAGAAGAUGCUCAAGGGACUCGUCCACCAGAAGGAGUUCACGGUCCAGUGGGAGAGGAUCAUCCCAGAAAAAGACAGACGUCCCGUGGAGAAGAUCUUGAAGAAGAUGAGGCAGUAGAAGCACAGGCGAUGGAAAGACUGGAGACAUUUGGACAACAUCAACUUUAGGCUGGCACGGAGGUGCAGGGGUUAGCUCUGUUACCUCACAGGUGCAUGUUCUCCCUGUGCCAGUGUGGGUUUCCUCCGGGUGCUCCGGUUUCCUCCCACAGUCCUAAAGAUAUGCAGAUUAGGAUCAUUAGACACUCACAGGUUCUUAAUCGUUUUUCAGCCAAGGACACCUUACAAGAGAGAAUUUACCGGGGGGGUAACUUACACUUCUAUAGUCUUAGUUAUUCAAAGAACAACAUAAAAGAAAUGUAUUACAAAGGUAUUAGACAUCUCAACACAAAAUACCCAUAAAACAAUGCAAUUGAUUGAAUUCAAUUGGCUAGUAAUUCUGUACCUAAACAAAAUAUAAAAAGGCAACUCAAGAGAAAGGGGCUAAUUUGAAGGGCCUUUCCUAUCACACGUAUCAAGAGAAGUGUAAAGUGAAGUGUUUCACAUUAGAUUAGAUUCAACUGUAUUGUCACUGUGCAGUGUACAAGUACAAAGACAACGAAAUGCAGUUUUCAUGCAACCAGAAGUAGAAAAAGAGCAGAUUACAGUAGGCUAAUUAAAAUAGUAGCUUCGAUAGCUUCUAAAUGUUGAACAUUAUACGUGAUGUAUAAAUAACAUAUACAUAUCCAUCCAUCCUUUUUCAUCUAUAUGAAGUAGGGGGUAUCUGCUCCGUCUCUCAAUCAACUAAGGAGUCCUUGGCCUAAAAAACGUUUAAGAACCCUGUUCUAGGAUAUAUGUGUCUGUCUGUGAUAGACUGGCGACUUGUCCAGAGCUUAAAGUUAACUGGGA